Molecule: messenger RNA, 1160 nt
Organism: Myripristis murdjan (pinecone soldierfish)
Lineage: Eukaryota; Metazoa; Chordata; Actinopteri; Holocentriformes; Holocentridae
Gene: tpk2
Product: thiamin pyrophosphokinase 2
Exons: 8
Coding region: 151-1053 (300 amino acids)
Molecular function (GO): 8-oxo-dGDP phosphatase activity
Source: RefSeq, a predicted model, not a curated record
CUCAGUCUGCUGCAAAAUAAAGAAGAAGAAGAAAAAGAUGGAGUAGACAGAAUCAGUGGCUCAGUGCAUGACUGUAAAGUGUUUACAAUCAGUAUCAUUAUGUUUUUGUUGUCAUUGUUAGUGUAACUGUCAGUCGAAACUCCAGUCCAGAUGGCUCAGGCUGCCUGGUCAGAAAAAAUGCUGCAACUUCUCCGCAGAAUGAAUAACUUUUAUUCCCCAGGCUCCUGUCGGGCUACAUGCUUCCGCUUUGAGAUCGCCGGGGAGCAGGUCGGCUGGAUUCCUCCCCACAUGGCCGCCUUCCUGACAAAGUAUCCCGAGGUGUUCAGUCCACCGCAGGGCGGCGCUAUCUCCCUAUGCCACAGUCUGGACUCGUACGGGAGGAGGUCGGAGGCCGUGGCCGCUGUCCUGCAGCAGCUCAGGGGGGAGGCCUCUCUGACGUGCCUUAGAGGCUGGAGGGAUGAGAGGUAUCCUGUGAUGCCCAGGUUCUGUGACACUCCGCUGAUGUGGAUGGAGAGAGCAGCUACAAGUCUUUUUGGCGUGAAGCGGUAUGGCGUCCAUAUAAAUGGCUACACUGUGAGUGAAGGUGGAGAGCUCAGCAUGUGGCUGGCACGGCGCUCGGCCACCAAGCAGACGUACCCGGGCCGGCUGGAUAACCUGGCUGCAGGGGGGCUGGCUGCAGGGAUGAGCAUCAGACACACACUGGUCAAAGAGUGUGAGGAGGAGGCGUGCAUCCCUGCCGCUCUCGCUGAAGGGGCUCGUCCCGUGAGCACAGUCAGCUACACAUAUGAGGAUGAGGAAGGAGUGUUUCCUGAGAGUCAGUUUGUCUUCGAUUUGCAACUUCCUGCUGAGUUCAAGCCCAGAAUCGGGGAUGGAGAAGUGCAGGAAUUCUACCUGUUGCCGAUAGACAAGGUGAAGGAGCUGCUGGUUGCUGAUGAGUUCAAACCCAACUGUGCCAUGGUGGUGUUGGACUUCCUGAUCAGACACUCACUCAUUGAGCCGGACUCAGAGCCAUUUUACCAAGAAUUUGUCGCUGGACUCCAUCAAACAUUAUAGAGUGAAGCACUGUGAAAACUGAGGCCAAGAUACAUGUACUAUAUAUUAUGUGGUUAGUCACAUUUCUCCCACCAAAUGACAAAUACAUGUUUUUUUGAAUAAUGAAA